Messenger RNA from Cricetulus griseus (Chinese hamster), 916 nucleotides. NCBI's taxonomy places the organism in Eukaryota, Metazoa, Chordata, Mammalia, Rodentia, Cricetidae. The record is from RefSeq and is a predicted model, not a curated record.
UUCCAAAGCCAGGCUGCCUAUUGUUGUGUGCUUAUGACCCAUCCUUCUACAGUCCUUUUUCUUUUUCAUCCCCCCACCCCCCGUCUCUGCCCCACUCUUAUCUCACCCUCAGAUUGAGCAUGGCUGGAGAGUCCAGGCCGGGCUCUGUCCAUCCAGGCCAGAAGAGGCCACAGGACACGACCAUCUUCCGGGUGGAUGGAAGCAAGAGAACCCCUCUAUUCAUCAACCCGGUGCCUGCCAAGAGCCGCAGGGCCCACCUAAGUCCGAGGGUCAAGAAAACCAACAGUCCUUACAAGGCCUGCAGGAACAGCCAUCUGCUCCAGGGCCAUAGAAAGACAGUCCAGACCGAGGAGCUGGAUUCCAUCAGGAUGGAACUGAGUCAGAUCAAAGCCCAGGUGGACAGCCUAUUGGAGAGUCUGGAGUCCAUGGAGCAGCAGAGGCACCAGCACACAGGUGAAGAAUCAAGCAUUGGACCUGGAUAGCCCAGAGGUGGGGACCCUUCCAGGCUCCAGUGUUACUUCUUGGAUGGCUUGUUUCCUUAUUUUGUGUUUUUGGAAGACCGUUGGUCACACCCAUGCAACCUGAAGUAACCUUCCUGGGGCUAGGGCAAUGCAAGUGGAAGCAUGGUUCUGGCAACCCACCCAGAAAACCUCCCAGUGGUUGUGGGUUUAACGUUUGAGGUCUUUUCCAUGAGUCCAGGGGUGGGCAGGGUAGGAAAGUCCCACAGCCAGCAGUAUCUCACCAUCCUCAGUCUUGCAAGAGGACCCCGACAGGGCCCUGAACCCAAAGAGCACUAUUAGCCCUCACUGAAUGAAUGCAGACUGCUUAUUUUCCUUCCCCGUGCACCACUAAACCUGGUGUGGAAGCUCUUUUCUUCAGCCACAGUAGUAAACACACUUGUGUCCCUGCACUGACA